AUGCGAGCACUUGGACGUCGCGCUUGGAGGGGCUUCUGCGGGUUUAUCGGGGCGUCUGCGCUGGUACCGGCUGUCUCUUGGCCUGAUGUGGACGACUAUGUCAAAAAACUACAGGUUAUUGAGAACCGCGAGGAGAACUCCAUCAUGCUGCACAGCGUCUCCGCAACCCCUCUCCUCAAUACAUCCAACUAUCCAGCGCCCGAAAGUACCGCUCGGGACUCUCAAAGAGGUAUACUGACACAAUCCUUCGUAGAUUUUGAAAAGAUUUGUAAAGAAAUUCCGGCGUUUCUUAAGACAGCGUCCAAAGAAGAUGUCUAUGAGAUGCACACAGUCAUUGCAGCCAUCAAUAGCACAGCAUAA
Molecule: messenger RNA, 360 nt
Organism: Giardia duodenalis
Lineage: Eukaryota; Fornicata; Diplomonadida; Hexamitidae
Exons: 1
Coding region: 1-360 (119 amino acids)
Source: RefSeq, a predicted model, not a curated record